Molecule: messenger RNA, 1284 nt
Organism: Salvia hispanica
Lineage: Eukaryota; Viridiplantae; Streptophyta; Magnoliopsida; Lamiales; Lamiaceae
Source: RefSeq, a predicted model, not a curated record
UCCAAACAUUGGAUAUAUCAUUGUAAGCUUUGCAGCUAUGUUGUCCAUCUCACCUGCGCCUUCACCAAAUCGCCACACACCACUAGAGGGAAAGGGAUUAUGGAGUUUCCAAUAAGUGAUGUGGCUGUGGGAGAGGACCUAAUUGGAGCGUUUCUAAGGAGACAAGGAGUUGAUGCACCUUCACUCAUCCUUGAUCAUCAAGAUGAUGUUGUUUAUAAGUUCCACCAUCACAAACUCAUAUUAGUCUCAUCGUCAUCAUCAUCAUUUCAAGAAGAAGAUUUAGAAGAAGAAAAUAGUGAUGAUGAUGAUGAGGAAGACUACUCUUGUAGAAAAUCGGAGUUAAUAUGUGAUGGGUGCAUUACUCCUAUAUUUCUGAAACAAACAUCAUCUUCUUCUUCUUCUUCUUCUUUAAGUAGUAGUAAAGAUAACUACUACUACAUGAGAUGUAGCAUCAGCUCAUGCAAAUACUAUCUUCACUUGGCGUGCUUCCUCUUGCCAACUCAGCUCUCCUCUCUUCCUCUCCUCCAUGAACAUGAAAAUGAUCACAGCAGCCUUGUCCUUCGAUCCGGUGACAAACUUAAACCAUGGGAGUGCUCAAUUUGCAGCGUCUGCUCCAAACCUACUAAUGGUCUGUUUUAUGGGUGUACAAAAUGUAAUUACUUCAGAGUAGAUAUAAAGUGCGCUUCAAUGCCGGACACCAUAUAUCACGCAGCUCACCCGAAUCAUCUCCUCAACCUUCGUUCUGCACAAGAUACAAUUAAGAGACGUGGUGUCAUCUAUUGUGAUGCCUGUGGAGGCACUCUAUAUAACGUUAACAGCUACGAAUGUGGCAUCUGUGAUUUCCUCGUGCACGUUGGAUGCGCGGGGCUGCCUGCGUCAACCACCAGCAGUAGAUGGGACAAGCACCACCCGCUGCUUCUCACGCAUGACGCCACUCUAAACCAUCCCGGUGAAUUCUACUGCGAUCAAUGCGAACGAGAAAUGAAUCCCAAGAGUUGGAUGUAUCACUGCCGCAGCUGCAAUAUAUCCAUCCAUCCGAGCUGCUUUCCAAUUACAUCCGGCUGGUAUAGAAACAGGAAGUUGGGGCAAGAAUAUCAUGUGAAUGCUGAAACCCAUCCACACCCUCUCACCUUUCAAAGUCUCACUACAAAAUGCCGCUGCGACGUUUGUCGUGAAUAUAGUCAUGAAUAUCUUGGAUUUUACUGUGCAUUAUGCAUCUUCUUCAUUUGUUUCUACUGUGGUGAAAAAAUGAUCAAAGAUGGCAACGUUAAGGCCGUCUACUGA